AUGGCUUAUACUGCACCAGCUGUAGUCAUAGACAAUGGUUCAUACACAACAAAAGCAGGUUUUGCCCUGGAAGAUCUACCUUCAUUAGUCUUCAACUCAAACUAUAUACUAAAUCCAGAAACCAAACAAGUAAUUAUAGGAGAUGAAGAAAUGAAUUCUAACGCACAAUAUCCAGUAUCCACAUUAUUAGAAGAUGGAGUAAUAUAUAAUUUUGAAAAUAUAGUACACAAUUGGAGAUAUGUAUAUGAUAACAUAGAUAAUCAUAAUCUGAUAAAUUCAAAAGAUUAUCCUUUAAUGAUGACAGAACAAUCUUGGAAUCCAAUGAAAAAUAAAGUAAAGACUUGUCAAUUAGUAUUUGAAGAAUUUGAAGUACCGAUUUUCAGUUUAGUUAAAAACCCAAUAAGUCAACUAUAUAGAAGUGGAAGGUCUACUGGAUUAGUAGUUGAUAUUGGCUCUAGUGUUACAAGUGUUACACCAAUAUUAGAUGGUGUUAUUCAAAAUAAAUCAACUUUUCAUACAAGAUUUGCAGGAGAUUUUUUAAACCUACAUGUCUUGAAUUAUUUACAAUCAAAAGUACAAUCAGUAGAUGAUUUAUUACCAAAUUCAUAUAGAUCAAAUUCAUCAUCAGAUUCUUUUAAAGCUUAUUAUAUGUCCACAAACAUUUUACAAGAAUUCAAGAACUUAUCAAGUAAUUAUCAAAUCUCAAAUUUCGAAAUAUAUGAUCAUAAAUUUUUAAACGUCAAUGAUCAACAUAAUUCUUAUCUUGACAACUUAUUCAACCCAUUAGCUCAUCCAAUACCAAAUUUCAAUUUACCAGAACCACCAUCAUUAGAAAAACCACAUACUCAAGGAUUAAACACAUUAUUCUAUAUAGUUUUAAAAAGUCUUGAAGCUUCAUUAUUGCCAAAUUCAAAUGAGGGUCCAUCACAAAAUAGAUUUGCAAAAUUUAUGGAAGUUUUUAAAAAUAUAAUAUCGAAUGUUUUAAUAACCGGUGGUACAUCAUUAGCUGGUGAAUUACCAGAUUUAAUUAUAAAUAAUUUAAAAAUCAUAACUCAACAAAAUUUUCCAAAUUAUGCUUUCCAUUAUAAUGUAUCACAAAUAAGAUCAAGUUUAGAUAAUUCAGAAACUUGGGAUAAACAAUUUGGUAGUUGGUUAGGUGCAUGUAACUUAGCUUGUAUGUUAAAUGAUAAUAAAGAUAAUUCAAAUAGUGCAAAGAUUGCAUUAGAUAAUUGGUUUAUAACAAAAGCUGAUUAUGAAGAAUUAGGAGAAGAUUUAAUUGUUGAAAAAUUUAAGUAA
Molecule: messenger RNA, 1296 nt
Organism: Lodderomyces jiufengensis
Lineage: Eukaryota; Fungi; Ascomycota; Pichiomycetes; Serinales; Debaryomycetaceae
Exons: 1
Coding region: 1-1296 (431 amino acids)
Source: RefSeq, a predicted model, not a curated record